ACCUCUAGGCUCUAACUUAGUGUCUCCCAUCCCAUCCAUACCUAAUCCACAUUCACCCACCUCCAUCUCCUGGGCUUGAACUUGGUCUUGGCUGGUUCCUCCACUCGGGCGAUUCGAUGAUGGAUGCGUUCAAAGUGCGCCACGACCACGCGCCUGCACCGCACCCAUGACCCAUCCACAGAUUGUCUCGGCAGGGAUGCAGAGUCUCUGAUUUUGAUGAUAAUCGUUGCAGCCCCCUAUUCCUCUGUGGCAUAUGUAUAUAUCCAAGCAGACUCUGUCUGCAGCCAGUUUGGAGUGCCAGGGACCCUCGGCCGGGAUGUGGGUUCCUGACGUCGACAGCCGGCCUCAUCAACUUCGUAUCCCAGUAAGGUUCACACAGCGGGGUUAUUCACUUAUACCGUAUAUGAAGAUAGACAGAAGAUGCAAUUAUUGACUCUUACGCGGCGCAAGAAAAAAAAGAGUGGAAAAGGUUUUACCGGGAUCCUUAUCGCCUUAGUUGAAUGUAGCCAAGUUGGCCAAGAAUGGACGCAAGCCCCCUUUUCCUCACUUCCCUCAAUUGUACCGUGCAGCAGAAGUUACAGUGAUACACCCUUUUUUCUUAUUCCCUAUCCCUCCCUAUCCCUAUCCACUCACUUGACUUGGCAUCUCCACGGUGGCCUUUGGUUGAUUGACUGGAUCGAUUUUUUAUCUGGAGCCCUUCGCUUUUCUCGUCUUGUCUUGUCCUGUCCCGCAUAUCGUAUCGUAUCGCUUCGUGUUCUUUUCGAGAUUCGUCAUUCUCUGCUACGCAUUGAAUCACUGUUGAACGACAUUUCGGCCGUUCGUCCACUCUUUUUUUAGAAGCCGUUUAAUCGCUUGCGACCGACCGACCGACUCGACGCCGCAGCCAUGGCUGACCAGAACAAGAAGAACGACGACUUCGUGGCCAAGAUGCCCGAGUCUGCCAACGAGAACAACAUUGGUGAUGGUGACAAGGAGAACGACUCCCUUGUUGGCCGCGGUCCAGGCACUGAUGCCCUCCCCGCGCAGCCUUCAGGCUUCAUGAACAAGAUCGAGAACAGCGGGCCAUUCUCUAUUCUUGCUUACUGUCUGUCUUCUAUUUCCAUGACCGUCGUCAACAAGUAUGUUGUGUCUGGUACAUCAUGGAACCUUACUUUCUUCUACCUCGCUGUUCAGUCCAUUGUCUGUAUUGUUGCCAUCACAGCAUGCAAGCAAUUCGGCAUGAUCAAGUCCCUUGCUCCCCUUGAGAUGGACCGCAUCAAGAAGUGGUACCCAAUUUCGCUCGUCCUUGUUGGUAUGAUCUACACAAGCACCAAGGCUCUGCAGUACCUCUCCGUGCCUGUCUACACCAUCUUCAAGAACUUGACCAUCAUCGCCAUUGCUUAUGGUGAGGUCCUCUGGUUUGGUGGUUCCGUCACACCCAUCGCUCUCUCUUCUUUCGGUCUCAUGGUUCUGAGCUCUGUGGUUGCUGCCUGGGCUGAUAUCAAGAGCGCUAUCUCUGGUGACUACAGCGCUACUACUGGUGAUGCUGAUGCGCUUGCAACUCUGAAUGCCGGUUACUUCUGGAUGGCCAUGAACGUCUUCUGCUCUGCUUCUUAUGUUUUGGGCAUGCGCAAGGUUAUCCACAAGAUGAACUUCAAGGAUUGGGACACCAUGUACUACAACAACCUUCUCACCAUUCCCGUCCUUGUCUUCUUCUCUCUCGUCACUGAGGACUGGUCCAGCGCCAACUUCGCCAAGAACUUCCCCGAGGACUCGCGCAACCGUAUCUUCAUCGGCAUCAUCUACUCUGGUCUGGCCGCUAUCUUCAUUUCUUACUGCUCCGCCUGGUGCAUCCGAGUCACCUCUUCCACCACCUACUCCAUGGUUGGUGCUCUCAACAAGCUGCCCAUCGCCGUCUCUGGUCUCGUCUUCUUCGCUGCUCCCGUUACCGUUGGAAGUGUUUCAGCCAUCUUCAUCGGUUUCGUCUCGGGUAUCGUGUAUGCUUGGGCCAAGGUCAAGGAGAAUGAGGCCAAGAAGAACGCUCUUCCUACAGCUGAGAGCCGAGAGCCAUCAAAGUAAAUUUGACAUGGCACGGCGGUGGCUUGUUAGGGCUGCUGUCACCAUUCUGCAAGGCUCAUUAGCUAAUUAGCCAUUUUUGGUCAAUAUUUCCAUUUAGUCUGGUUAGACCUGAACGACAAUAAUGUACCGUUCCACGGUAUUUGAACGACACAAGUAAUGUAGACAUUUUUUUGUAUAACGUCGGGGGCAAGAGCUCGCUAUCUCGAUGGGGUUUUAGGGUGUCAUUUAAAAGCGUUUAUAGACCUGCUUCAAUACACUGUCUUUUUGCUACUGCAAACAUUAUGUCAACAACAAUGGCGCAGGGCUACCUAGUAGUGAAGACGAAACCGACAGACAACGCUCGAGCCUUCAUGACGUCCAGCAUAAAGGGAACACGGC
Fusarium odoratissimum NRRL 54006 is the source of this 2436-nucleotide messenger RNA. RefSeq names its product GDP-mannose transporter. Gene Ontology annotation, cellular component: Golgi apparatus. Gene Ontology annotation, molecular function: antiporter activity; GDP-mannose transmembrane transporter activity. Lineage: Eukaryota; Fungi; Ascomycota; Sordariomycetes; Hypocreales; Nectriaceae. The record is from RefSeq and is a predicted model, not a curated record. The coding region runs from base 886 to 2058 and encodes 390 amino acids. The transcript is spliced from 4 exons.